Messenger RNA from Mytilus trossulus (common blue mussel), 3376 nucleotides. RefSeq names its product toll-like receptor 4. The transcript is spliced from 2 exons. Gene Ontology annotation, molecular function: lipopolysaccharide immune receptor activity; protein binding; transmembrane signaling receptor activity. Gene Ontology annotation, cellular component: plasma membrane. Lineage: Eukaryota; Metazoa; Mollusca; Bivalvia; Mytilida; Mytilidae. Gene Ontology annotation, biological process: defense response to Gram-negative bacterium; detection of lipopolysaccharide; immune response. The record is from RefSeq and is a predicted model, not a curated record. Bases 1 to 2769 code for a protein of 922 amino acids.
AUGAAUACAAAUCUCACUAUUGAUCUUGGUGGAAAUAAUCUUGUAUGUAAAUGUGAUUCUCUGUCAUUCGUCAAAUGGAUAAUUAAUACACCCACUUAUCUUCAUCAUCGGGAAAAAUACGAGUGUAAAACAUCACAAAACACAAUUAGUCUUCUUCGAAACCCGAGAGAAGUUUACGACACCAUACAAAAGGAGUGGAACAUCAACCUUCAAUACAUCCUAGUCACUGCUUUUGCAUUACUAAUUAGUUGCAAACACGCAAUACUCAAUGAUAUAAAGGAAUGGAAAGCAUGUCACUUCGCUAGUUCUUGUCUAUGCAAAACCGUUCCAGGUUCAGGAAAUAUUAUAGCGGAUUGUUCAGGAAAAGAUCUACUUCGUAUACCUAAGCUACCACACAAUCUUCAGAACUUGUUUAUCCAAAACAAUAAUAUCAGUAGAAUAGAAGAUGGGAUUUUCGAAGACAGUUCUUUACUAAAGACUUUGGAUUUGUCUUUUAAUAGAAUAAGCCAUUUAAGAAAAAACUCGUUCAAAGGACUCCAAAAUUUGAUCUCGUUGAAUCUUAGCAAUAAUGAUUUGAAAUAUGAAAAUAAGUCCUUUGAAAUUUCAGCUUUUUAUUUUCUGGAGAACUUGAAAAGCUUGAAUAUAAAAGGAAAUGUCAACACCUCAUUUGUGCCAGACUUAUGGAAACUUCGGUCCCUAGAAUUACUGUCAAUAGAUUAUAUUGCAGACAAAAUUGCAAUUCUCGAUGAGAAAUUUUCAAAUUUAAAAAAACUAACAGGUAUAGAUCUAUCUGGUAUUACAGGAAAUUGCAAAAUGACUAUACUAUCAGAGAAAACCUUUUUGUUUUUGCCUCAAAUAACUCACUUAAAUUUAUCCAAAUGCAAAAUACAACAUAUUUUCAAAGGAACGUUUAAGAUAUUAAGAAAUAUAUCCGAACUUGAUGUGUCUUUAAAUACAUGUUUGAGAUUCGAAACGCUUGAAAAUAUAACCACCGAUUUGCAAUACUCGGCAGUUAAAAUCCUUAAAGUUAACAAUAUUCAUAGUAUUUUCGGAAUGCCUACAGUACUGAAAACUUCUCAAAUUUGGAACCUAAAAAACACAUCACUUGUAAGAUUCGAAGCCGCUGGAAACCGUAUCCAGAGAAUAGAAUCCGGUACAGUACGAUAUUUUCCUCAGUCCUUAACAAGUGCAGAUGUAGGCGACAACAUUUUUUCUUUCGGAGAAUAUGUGCUUGAAUUGAAGGAUCUGCCAAUAACAUCACUAGAAUUUUCGGAUAAUUUUACUCCUCAUGAUGUGUUCGACUCCUACGUAGAGGAAUGUCCUCUUAGAGAAGAGACUGUUACAAUUAAUUCAAUUAACAACUUGUAUUUUUAUGAACUUCCAUUUUUUGAAAAGUGGAAAAAGAAGUCUGGAUGUUUUCCUGUGCCAGGAAAACUGAAAAAAGUGUUACUUAGGUCCAACUACCUGCAAUAUGAAAUACACAACUUAUGUUUCAUGGAAAACGAGUUAAAAUAUUUAAGUCUAAGUGAUAAUGUCUUGCAUACAUGGACAGGUCCAGUAACGAAUAUAAGAAAAUUGACUGAUUUAGACCUUUCGGCAAACUUUUGUUCUAAUAUUUCCAAGACAUUUUUCAGUCCUGAUUUCAUCAAUGUAAGAUGCUUACUGCUUCAAAACAAUCUUUUAGGUCUCGUUCUACCUACGGAUGUCGACGGAGAAAUAUUUCAGAACCUCUAUAACGUCGAGUACAUUAACCUUUCAAAAAAUAAAAUAGCAAAUAUACCAAAUCUUUUAUUUAAAGAGCAACACAAUUUAGAAAGAUUAGACCUCAGUGAAAAUAUGAUUGAUGACAUCAACUUUAAAAUAUCUCAUAUGAAAAAGCUCAUGUUUAUGAACGUAAGAAAUAAUAGAAUAUCAACACUAAGUCAAUAUGCUAUGAACGAGUUGGACUCGAUUGCCAAAGAGAAUAACAACCUCACUAUUGAUCUUAGUGGAAAUAAUCUUGUUUGCAAUUGUGAUUCUCUGUCUUUCGUCAAAUGGAUAGUAAACACACCAACUAAUUUUCAUCUUUUGGAGAAAUACGAAUGUAAAACAUCUAAAAAAUCCAUCAGUUUUUUUCGAAACCCUAGAGAAGUUUACGAAACCAUACAAAAGGAAUGUAUGUCAUAUGAAGGUUUAAUAGUUGGAGUAACGACUGGAAUAUUGAUGUUUAUCUUUAUUCUUUGUGGUGGAAUUGUUUAUAGAUACAGAUGGAAACUUCGCUAUCUUUACUACAUGGUCAAGGUCAAAUGGCAUGACCCCGAACAUAAAUCAGACAACAAAGAUGAACGACUAUACAUGUACGAUGCUUUCGUGUCAUAUGCAAAUGAGGAUGACACAUUUGUCCAUCAUAAACUUCUCAAUAAUUUAGAGAAAAAUGGUGGAAUUCAGUUGUGCUUGCAUAAGCGGAAUUUCCUACCCGGAAAUGACAUCGCCACUAAUAUCACAUCCGCAAUUCAUAACAGCCGGAAAACUAUUGUCAUAAUGUCUGCAAAUUAUUUAGCUUCGUACUGGUGUAUGUUCGAAUUUAAUAUGGCUAAAAUGGAGAGUAUUUAUGAACGCAAUUGUGAGAACAUACUUUUUCUAGUCUUCUACGAGCAAAUGUCUGCUUGCGAUCUUCCACUUAGAAUACUGGAACUCGUUCAUUGUCAAUCAUAUAUUGAGUAUCCAAAUGAUGAGUACGGUGAUGUUGUCUUUUGGGAACAGCUUCAAAAGGCAAUCAAAUCCUGCUAGUGAAUAUGUCCUCUUUGUAACGUAUCGUUAACUAUGUAAAAGGACUUCCGGUAUGCAUUUGGGAUUUUAUUUGUGUUUAAUUAGUUGUUUUGUCUAGAGACAUUAUGUAAAUAUUAUUACUUCGUCUCGACUACAUGAAUCAUUGCUUUAGCAAAUAUAAAUAAUUGAUUUAAUUUUGUAAAUCAUAUAUUAAGUAUCCAAAUGAUGAGUACGGCGUUGUUGUCUUUUGGGAACAGCUUCAAAAGGCUAUCAAAUCCUUCUAGUAGAUAAGUCUUCUAGUUAACGCUUCUUAUCGUUAUUUAUAUACAAGGACUUCCAGCAUGCAUUUGGCUUAAUAAGUGUGUUAUAUUAUAUGUUUUGUCAACAAUAGGUAAUAAGAUUAUAGGUUCCUCCGAAAUAGAUCAACUAUAAUAGUGGUAAAUUUUGAUUAGUUUUAUUACCGUUAACCAGCACAAUUUGUUACAUCUGAAUAAAGUAAGUUACCAGUUAAAAGUCGAUGCGUGUUCUUUUUAAGAUAUGUUACCAUUUUCGAAAACAAUUAUCAUCAGCUAUUACUGUAGAAGGUAUGACUGACCAUGUUUAAAUGUGUUUUUAUUUUUGUUUUAUG